AUGGCCUCUCCCAAAGUCUGGUUCAUAACGGGGACGUCGUCAGGAUUCGGAAGAUGCAUGACAGAGUGCGCACUCAGCCAAGGAGACAUCGUGGUAGCGACCCUCCGCAAGCCAGAAGCCUUAUCCGAUCUCGCAACUCGAUAUCCCGCAGAAAAACUCCUCGUGCUCAAAGUCGACGUCGCGAAGCAAGAAGACAUCGACGAGGUGUUCGGACGGUUGGAUGUGGUUUUCAAUAAUGCGGGCUACCAGCUUGUCACUGAGGUGGAAGGCAUGCCUGUUAAUAAAGCGCGUGAGAUGUUCGAGACGAAUUUUGGGGGCUCGACGAAUGUUAGUCGUGCUGCGGUCAAGUUUUUUAGGGAGGUGAAUGAACCUGGGAAGGGGGGAAUACUUCUCCAAGUCAGUUCGGCUGCUGGCUUUAAUCCGCUUCCUGGAUUGGGUUAUUAUGCUGCGACUAAAAAUGCACUGAAGGGUUUCUCGGAGGGCCUAGCGAAAGAGUUGUCGCCUUCGUGGAACAUAAAGGUGCGUUACCCCUAA
Messenger RNA from Suillus paluster, 534 nucleotides. RefSeq lists its product as uncharacterized. Gene Ontology annotation, molecular function: oxidoreductase activity. The transcript is spliced from 4 exons. Lineage: Eukaryota; Fungi; Basidiomycota; Agaricomycetes; Boletales; Suillaceae. The record is from RefSeq and is a predicted model, not a curated record. Bases 1 to 534 code for a protein of 177 amino acids.